AUGACCGAGCAUAGCAGCAACAAGACGGCUUCAAGCACAGAGUACCGCGUGCCCAACUUCCCUUUCUCUCAGCCUAUCGACACAAGAUGGGAGCAAGUUGUCGACUUCCCCUCGGCCGACCCACCUCCAUCAGGCGACGAAGAAGAAUAUGAAUGGACGGAAGAAGUCGAGUUUUGA
This is a messenger RNA of Puccinia triticina, 177 nucleotides long. RefSeq lists its product as uncharacterized. The record is from RefSeq and is a predicted model, not a curated record. NCBI's taxonomy places the organism in Eukaryota, Fungi, Basidiomycota, Pucciniomycetes, Pucciniales, Pucciniaceae. Bases 1 to 177 code for a protein of 58 amino acids. The transcript has a single exon.